UCUCAGCGGCACAGAUCUCUGCUUCCUCACAACUCACGGACCUAUCUCUGAAUUUAGCUCUUAACGGACUCUAGAAGGAUCUUUGUCCCGGUCUGGAUUACCGCUUGUUGGGACUUUAUUUGGAGCAGCAGCAUCUCCGCUGUGGAUUUUUCUUUCUAUCCUGGAUCUUGUGGAUUAUUUUACUGAGUUCACCAUGACUCUGGAGGAAGUUGUUGGAUCCAACAGCACCGACAAAAAGAUGGAGACGGUGAGUCAGGCUCUGGAGGAGUUGCUGGUCGCGGCUCAGAAGCAGGACGGUCUCACGGUGGGAGUCUACGAGUCCGCCAAACUAAUGAAUGUAGACCCGGACAGUGUGGUCCUGUGCGUCCUCGCCACCGAUGAGGAGGAUGAAGACGACAUCGCGCUGCAGAUCCACUUCACGCUGCUGCAGGCUUUCUGCUGCGACAACGACAUCAACAUCCUGCGGGUGUCCGGCAUGAGGCGGCUGGCUCAGCUGCUGGAGGAGGACACCAAGGACAGCAACGGGAACGAGCCCCGGGACCUGCACUGCAUCCUGGUCACGAACCCUCCGGUGCAGCCGCUGCAGUGCCAGGCCCUGCAGAACAUCAGCAGCUUCUGCGAGGAGAGCCGCUGCAGGAACCAGUGGGUGCCCUGCCUGGAGCUGCAGGACCGCUGAGCCGAGCCGAACCGAGCCAGACCGCUGCAGAGCGGUGAGAAGAGUGGAAACAGUCCAAACUGCCAUCCUCCUGCUAAAGAGGAAUAAGGGCGUUUGAGAGGAGAGACGGACCGGGCCGAACCGAACCGGGGACCCUUCCUGCUACCUGACCGGGUGAUUUUGGCCGGGGGUACCGACGGGUUCUUAAGGCCGAACCCUGCCUCCAGUUAGAGGAGAGGAGGACUCAGGUCCUGGAGCUGCACAGAGGGGACGUUUUCUUAAUGAAAUGUCACGUGACUGAGAGGCAGCAGCUGGAUGUCACGUGACUGAACCGAACAGCUGGAUGAACUGAGGAGCCGCACGUGACGCUCCGGACUACCUGAGCCUGCAGGUGUUGCAGCUGCUCACCUGUCUGCUCACACAUGAACUGAGUGGGGGGGGGGUCACAUGAUGUGUGACGUCACGCUGUAUUAUUUCCUGUUGUUAGUGACGCAGUGGGGUUACACGCUGACGUCACAGCUGGAAAGUUAUUAUAUGUGAUCCACCUGUUUAUAUAAUCGAUCUGAUCAAUAAACUAUUGAAAGAGAAA
Messenger RNA from Micropterus dolomieu (smallmouth bass), 1244 nucleotides. Its product is annotated as growth arrest and DNA damage-inducible protein GADD45 beta-like. The transcript is spliced from 4 exons. Gene Ontology annotation, biological process: regulation of cell cycle. The record is from RefSeq and is a predicted model, not a curated record. Gene Ontology annotation, cellular component: nucleus; cytoplasm. Lineage: Eukaryota; Metazoa; Chordata; Actinopteri; Centrarchiformes; Centrarchidae. Bases 194 to 676 code for a protein of 160 amino acids.